Cokeromyces recurvatus is the source of this 531-nucleotide messenger RNA. RefSeq names its product Cullin binding-domain-containing protein. The annotation marks the transcript as partial. NCBI's taxonomy places the organism in Eukaryota, Fungi, Mucoromycota, Mucoromycetes, Mucorales, Mucoraceae. Gene Ontology annotation, biological process: positive regulation of ubiquitin-protein transferase activity; protein neddylation. The record is from RefSeq and is a predicted model, not a curated record. The transcript has 6 exons. Gene Ontology annotation, molecular function: ubiquitin-like protein binding; cullin family protein binding; ubiquitin conjugating enzyme binding. Gene Ontology annotation, cellular component: ubiquitin ligase complex.
CGUCAGAAAUGGUUUCAGCAAUAUAAAGAUGCAGAUGAUCCAGACCUAAUAACACCUGAUGGCUGUCAAGCAUUUUUUACAGAUCUAGACGUGUCAUUAGAAAGUGCACUACCUCUUAUUGUUGGUUGGAAGUUCAAUGCAAGUCGUAUGGGAUAUUUCACUAAAGAAGAAUGGAUAAAGGGCAUGGAAAGAAGUCUGUCUACGGCUAUUGCUCUUUGGCAUCUUUUAUUAGAAGAUCAAUAUCCAAUUAUUGAAUCCUUUAUUGAAUUCAUUGAAGUAAUAAAACCAGUAAAGGUCAUUAAUAAAGAUCAAUGGUCAAGUUUAUUAGACUUUUGUAAAUCUAUACCUAAAGACCUUGAUAAUUAUGAUAGUACAUCCUCAUGGCCUGUACUAUUUGAUGAUUAUGUAGAAUGGAGACAAAACCAAGCAUGAUGGAUGUAGAUAUUAUGUAUAGAAUAAUAAUAAUAAUAGCAAUUGUGUUGUCCAAUAAAAGCAUUUUUAUGCAAAAUAAACAAAUAAAUAUUCAACGUU